AUGAGCGGUUAUUAUGGAUGGGUGUUCAUUAUUGGGUUGACAUUGUUACAAGUUGUUGUUGCAGAAGAUGAGAUGAGGCCCACCCGCCUCCACUACCCUUCUCGAGAACUUAUCGAAGAAAUCAGCAAAAGAUUCAUCGAAGAGGAAAAUUAUGAAAAAUCUGAGACCGAAAAUACGGUAGAUGGAGAGCAUGGAGAAGACUAUCAAGAAGCGUAUGAAGAAGAGGCAGAGGAAAAACCGCAGAGAGGAGCCUCUGUUCAAUUCUUCAAGGCUGAACCUGUCUACACUCCUGUGGUCAUCAAAAAGAAGCCAAAAGUGGAGCCGGAAAAGAAAAAACAACUCGUCACCCGGCAAACAAUUCCACGCCCAUUAUUGCAACGUCCUCCAGUUGUUCUGCAAUAUCAGCCGCGAGUUCAAGCAGUUCAACAAGUCCAGGCUGCACCGCAAGUACAGUACUAUCAACCCCAAUAUUACCAACCGCAGCCACAGCCACAACCUCAGUACCAGCCACAGUACCAGCAAUACUAUCAACAACCACCACCGGUACAGCCGGCUUAUUAUAGCUACCAAAACCAGCAAUCGCCGUACGGACUUCAGCCACAGCCACAACAGCAACAACAGCCGAUACAGUACGCCGGCUACAACACCUACUAUUACCAAGGA
Molecule: messenger RNA, 663 nt
Organism: Mesorhabditis spiculigera
Lineage: Eukaryota; Metazoa; Nematoda; Chromadorea; Rhabditida; Rhabditidae
Source: the annotation of a GenBank genome assembly